This is a messenger RNA of Haemonchus placei, 3528 nucleotides long. Lineage: Eukaryota; Metazoa; Nematoda; Chromadorea; Rhabditida; Trichostrongylidae. The record is from the annotation of a GenBank genome assembly.
UCACCGUUACCAACAGACACUUCUGGAAACUACGUCACUGAUGAGGGUAUCAUCAUUGAGAAAGACAAGAGUGGAAGGCCAUUAGGACCUGACGGCCAUGUACUGCCAACAGAUGAAUCGGGUUACUACAUCUAUCCUGCAGUUGGACCUGAUGGAAGUCCGCUUCCUACAGAUAUGCACAAACGCCCUAUCUACACUGUUGUAGGAGAAGAUGGAAGUCCGCUUCCGACGGACCAUCAUGCCUCUUACAUUAGACAGGAUGGCAAAGCGGUUCCAACAGAUUCGAGCGGGAAACCGCUAGGGGAAGACGGCUUGCCGUUGCCUACUGAUGCCUCAGGUAACUACGUCAUUAUACCUUUCCCGACAGAUGAAAGUGGAAAUGUUAUAUAUCCCGUAACAAGACCAGAUGGACUGCCGCCAAGCGCUACCAGAGAUAGACUUACAGUCCCCACUCUUGCCAGUGGAAGGUCAGUUCCGUACAUUGCCGUAAGUGAGGAUGGUCUACCACUUCCAACCGAUCAGUAUGGAAAUGCAAUUGGAGAGAACGGUAUGCCUCUUCCUACCGAUCAUAUUGGACGUCCACUGGACCACGCCAACGAGCCAUUUCCUACGAACACCUUUGGAGAGUAUGUCAUUCCUCCAUUCAGAAGGCAUUCUGCGCACUGUCUUGUUUCCUCUCACAUCGAACUGAUAGUUGUCCUUGACACAUCCAACACAGUUAAAGUCCUAGACUAUCGCGUAAUGAAGGAACUUCUCAAGAGUUUCUUAUCUGAUCAUUUCGACAUGACUCGGAACAGAGUUCGUGUUGGUCUUGUGAAAUACGGAGAAACAGCAGAGGUGCCUAUUUCACUCGGUGACUACGAUUACGUGGAUGAUCUUUUACAUCGAAUAAGCGAAGCAAAGCGUGUGAAGGGAAAACCUUUGCUGGGAUCAGCACUGAAGGAGGUUGCUGGAGAAAUCCUGAUUUCUGGAGUGGAUGAGGUGCCGAAAUUCGUGCUGCUAUUCAAGAACGGUGUUUCCUCAGAUGAUUUCCAAGAAGAAGUUGAUGCUCUCAAAAACGACAUUGGAGCAGAGAUAUUCGUGGUCGAAGCUGGUGAUGACGCAAGUUUCGAGCAGGACUCUCAAAUAACGUCUAAGGACAAAAUUAUCCGCAUUCCUCAGUGGAGAGGGACUGAUUCGGAGGUUUUGGGACCGAUUGCUGAUGCAAUCUGCAAGAUUGCUCCAGCUGAUCCUUCGUCCACUGUUACAUGGCCAUCAAGAAAAGUUACAUCUCAAGCAUCUCAGCCUGUUCGAUCAUGCAGCCAAAUUGACUACCCAGCCGAUGUCAUCAUUAUGUUAGAUUCUUCCGAAAAUUUCUCGCAAGAAGAAUAUGAGGAAAUGAGGGAGAGUGUCGCCGAGUUGGUCGACGCAGGAUUUGAUCUCGCACCCGAUCUAGCCAGAAUUGGCUUCGUAGUUUACAGGCAUGUUCAAAGUUUCAGUGACAAAGUAGCAGUUCCGGUUGCACUUGGCCAUUACGACGACAAAAUAGACCUAAUCCAGCAAAUUUCGGACACUGAAAAGACCAACGAUGGCGUAGCAAUCGCUCUCUAUGGCCUAAAUGCUGCUCGACAACAGUUCCAGCUACACGGAAGGGACAAUGCAACUCGUGUUGUGAUUAUGAUAACAAAUGGAAGAAAUAGAGGAAAUGCAGCACCAGCGGCUGAAGAUCUUCGGAACAUUUAUAACGUUCAGUUGUUCAUCCUAGCUGUUGGAGCCGAUGCCGAAGGGCUUGCAACGCUCAAACGCAUAGCUGGAAAUGAAUAUCCUGAUCGAGUAUAUGAAGUGGGAACUGCUUAUGAACUAGAUGACCACACAGCAGCUAUAAGUCGCCACCUUUGUGGGUACACCACUCCAGCUCAUGGUGUCACUCCUACCGAAACACCGUUCCAUCGCACUACCAAGAGAGAUGUACAAGCCGCUAGUUAUACUCCAUGGAGCGGACCACGUGCAGUGAAGUUCCCGCCACUCUGCAGUGAUGGCAUCAAACGACCUUACCAAUUCAAUAUCCUCAUAGACGUGACAGCUCGUUCGUCUCCCGAAGAUUUCCGCCUUGCUCUGGACCACAUCUCAAUGUUCUUCCAGAAACGUUUUGCACCUGAUGAUAAUAUGUUGCUAUUCAAUAUAAUGACGGUGAACAGUAAGAAGGUCUUGGAUGCUCGUGCUGGUUUGUUGGUUGGCGAAGUCACCUACAGUCUGAGUGACAUUGCACAAAAUAUUGACGACGACGAAUCAGCGAAACUAGGUCUGGGUAUUGACAGCCUCGUAGAGAUGUCCAAUGACAAUUACAUCCGUGGCACGUACAGAAUAAUGCUCAUUAUCAGCGCGGAUAGUACCAGCAGUGAUGCCGCACUCCCAUCGGCGGAGUUUGCCACUGGUGACUUUGGCCAUAACAUAAUCGGGUUGUCUGUUCGAAAACCAUCUACCGAUCUUCUGACAAAGAUGACCGGGUCAGGGACAAGGGUGAUUCAUCUUGACUGGACAUCUCCGAACGAGCUCUUCAACAGCUGGUUUGCAUACUCAAUUUGCGACUACGUCACAAUGUCCACAAUGAGAACAAGUGCACCUACAACCAAAGCAAAGAGUACCCAUGCUAGGAAAACAACAACAGCACCGGUUGCUCUAUCGGUACCAACGAAUGUUGAAGCCGUUCCUUUGUCGCCGUCAUCUUUCUCAGUGUCCUGGACUUGCUGCACGAACAGAAAAGCAAACUAUACUAUACUCUACACUCAUGACACUUCCAUACCACAAAAGCACUGGCAGCGACGAACUGCUACCUGCAGAGACAGUUUCGGGACGACCAUACAGGAUCUUCCCACGGAUCAUGAAUACGUCGUUUGCGUUAUCGCAUCUCAUCUGAUGAGCAACGUUUCAACGCUCUCAGCGGAGAGUGACAGUUGUGCACCAGUGCUUAUCACCAGGAACACCACAGCACCAGAUAAUUACGAACCAGUUCAAAUGGCGCCGUGCAACUGCUUGUGUGAUCGAGGUGAAGCUAUUCUGAGGCCGUCUUGCGAUUUGGUCGUGGAUGAGUAUCGUCCUAUCUCUACACUUCCACCUGCGUCAGCCGAUGAAUGCCCGUGCAAGAUCAAGGCACAUGCUGGACGAUGUCCGUUCGGAUAUGUACAUAUGAAAGGACAGUGUUACGAUAUCGACGAAUGUGCGGCCGGAAACGGUGGCUGCUCUCAUGGAUGUGUCAAUAUUCCGGGCGGUCAUUACUGUGCUUGCCCGUAUGGAAUGACUAGAGAUCCACUCGAUCCGAAUACGUGUGUCAAUGCAGCCAACUCAUUCGACCGCAUAGCUCAGCUUUUGGCGCAAUAUCUACAUGCUAAUGCCCAACAAUCGGCGGGAUCCGUACGAAGUGAUGCUGAACCGUCUCAGCAGAAAAUGAAGUACAAGGCUACGAUCAAGUCUGGUGACGACAAGGUUAUUACAUUUGAAUGGUCGUCCGUACCAGCUGUGGUGCGCCGUGCAUUCAGAUGGCUCUUCUAA